AUGGGCCUGCGCAAACAGCCCCCACCGCGUCUUGAGAACCUUACGAAAUCCACCUCACGGUCGAAAGCACGAUCGCCGACUUCCCCUUCCAACUCCUCCUCGUCCCACCGCCCGGGCCGUUUGAACCACUUCCCCUCCGAGGACCCCAUCUAUUCGCCCGACCUCAAUACUUCACCUGCCUUUGAUCUGAUGCCACUCGAGGAGGCACAGAGGUCGCCGGUGGGCUCUCCGGCCAGCCACCCGCCGAAUUCAUGGCCUGAUCACCCCCGGUCUGACCCCAGCCACCCCAGGCAGAACCAAUACGAUCAGUAUGCGGGGACUUCCUAUGAUACCACCACCAGCCCCUGGGUUCCGCCUGAAUUGAUGGCAGGUCAACAUACAGGGGCUUCGGAGAAUGUAUGGCGUUCAAAUAAUACCGGCGAUGCCUCCGCGGGGGAGCUACCAGUGCCGCUACAAUCCAACAACCCGUUCUUGAAGUCUCGACCAGCCGAGCAGACCCAGGAUCUUUUGGACCGAAAUGAGUGGGGGCGUGAUUCGCAGGCAUCGAACAGUGAGCCACUGGGUCAGACCGAGGGAUACAUCCCAAUGACUGCGCGAUUGUCUCUUUUAGACGAGCCAGAACAGAACUCUCCAUGGAAUGAAACCCUUCAUAACGACCAACGCCCUGUGCUGGAUGGUCAUCAUCUUGACAACAAUUCACCAUGGGGAUCACAACAAUCCAUCAAAGUUUCAGCGCCGCAAGAUAUAUAUGCACAAGACGAAUCGAAUCCGUAUGCACCGGCAGUGGUUGUCCAGCAAUCUGAGCCGUCAUGGGGAACUGAAUAUGAUCGUACGAAUCAUACUCAAUCCACGCAUACUGGAAGGCUUGGAUCAGAUGCCGGAAUCAACACUCCCUCUGUAACCCUUUCUACUGCAACCUCGGCUACAUCCCAUGAACUGAUCGAUCUUGAGGAUGCGGACCCUUCAAAACAUCUGGGGUACGAAACCGGGUCUCGCGCAGCGUCUUCAGUCUACUCGUCGGAAGCUCUCGCCAAAGGAGAAAAGCCGAUGGACACUGGAACACAAAAUCCGAUGUCCACCACAGCACAGUCAGGGCUUGCAGUGGAGAAGCAGCUGCAACCCCAACCGAGCCCCGUCCUGUCCGACGCGGAGGCUGCGCGACAAAUGGAGCAGAGAUCCGAAACUUAUACCAUUCGUCAUGUUCGUUGGACGGAUUCUACGGGCGAAUUAGUGGAAUCUCCAAUACUUGUUCAAAACCAAAACGGACCUUGUCCAUUGCUGGCACUGAUCAAUGCAUUGGUGCUACGGGCAGACCGUAAGGUUCAGCCACCAAUUGUGAGGGCCCUGUCAAGUCGCGAGCAAAUCUCGCUGGGACUUUUGAUAGAGGCAAUGUUUGAGGAGCUGACCACUUGUCUGGGCCCUGAUGAGGAGUUCCCGGACAUUGAAGCUCUUGCGCAAUUUUUGACUAUGCUUCAUACUGGAAUGAACGUUAACCCACGGUUGACCCUGGAAUCCACUGAUGGAUUUGGCUGUUUCCGUGAAACCACUGAUCUUCGGCUUUACAGCACAUUUGGUGUCCCCUUGAUUCACGGCUGGGUAGCUUCGUGGUCUAGCCCUACUCAUGCUGCGAUGACACGAACCGCGCAGUACCACGAAGAUAUCCAGCUUCUACCCUUCCGCAGACAGGACUUUGAAGAACGGGUGACACGGGGCGAAUCCCUCACAUUUGAGGAAGAGAGCACCAUGGAGGAUAUUCAAAAUAUCCAACGUUUUGUGGAAGUCGACAAUGCGACACAGUUAAGUCCAUUCGGCCUUACACAGUUGUCCACCAUCCUCAUUCCGGGCUCUGUCUCAAUUCUCUUCCGCAAUGAUCAUUUUGCAACACUCUACAAACAUCCGCAAUCUCACCAACUCUACACUCUGGUCACCGAUGCCGGUUAUGCAAGUCAUGCGGAAGUGGUCUGGGAGUCGCUAGUGGAUGUGACCGGAUUCAAUACAGAAUACCUUUCGGGCGACUUCCGUCCCGUCGGCGCAGGUCCCUCCGCACCAUCCCCCGUGGCUGCUCCCCGCACGUCCAGUGCAGCCGCCAGUCCUGCAGAGGAUGCUUCAGGCUCUUCGGAACCAUCCCAAGAGCAGAGCGAUGCCGAUUAUGCGUACGCCCUCUCGCUCCAGUUCCAGGAGGAGGCACAACGUGAAAAUGACAGCAACCCAAAUCCACCACUCCCUGAUCGUCGCGCCUCGGCUAGGCAUAGUUCUUCCAGUCGACCAACACCUUCACCCCGCAUGAGCAACGUGCCUAACCGAUCAUCGAGCGUGCUCAACGGGGCGGGCCCUCAACCCAACCCGCCACCCCGGGAAAUUGACCCUGACGAUCCCAACGCGCCCCCUCCUCCGUAUGAACAAGCUGCCGGUGGUCCACGGUACUCGCCUCCCGAUAGAAGAUCGUAUGGUGGUGCGGCGAAUCAGUAUCCUGGAAACCGCAACUCGCGCAGCCAAUACCCCGCACAUCCCCAUCGUUCGCGGCCCUCUGUGUCUUCUGGGACCGAUCGAAUGAACAGAGAUCGGAACAAAGAUUGCAUCGUCAUGUGA
This is a messenger RNA of Penicillium nucicola, 2589 nucleotides long. RefSeq names its product MINDY family deubiquitinase. The transcript is spliced from 2 exons. Gene Ontology annotation, cellular component: cytosol; cell periphery. The record is from RefSeq and is a predicted model, not a curated record. Gene Ontology annotation, molecular function: cysteine-type deubiquitinase activity; K48-linked deubiquitinase activity; cysteine-type carboxypeptidase activity. The coding region runs from base 1 to 2589 and encodes 862 amino acids. Gene Ontology annotation, biological process: protein K48-linked deubiquitination. NCBI's taxonomy places the organism in Eukaryota, Fungi, Ascomycota, Eurotiomycetes, Eurotiales, Aspergillaceae.